UACAACUCUUCUUCCAAGGAAGGCAAGGAAAAAGUAGCUAAAACCCUUGUAAAACCCUCAAAUUUCAAUCAAUUCGUCGAUCAAUCAAGAACAACCCAUCAUCAUCAUGUCAAGUUCAUCAAAGCUCAAUGUCUCAAACCCUAAAGUCUGGAUCUUGAUCGGCGUAGGCGUUGCCGGCAUCAUUGUUCUCGCUGAGACUCGCCGCCGCCGUCUGAAAUCCCGAAAUGCAAUCAAAGAAGACUUCGGAUCCUUUGUCGAGCGCUUCGAGCUUUCUCCAUUUCCUCAACCUCCUCCUCCCGCCGCUCGACUCCCCCUCUCCGGCCUCACUUUCGCCAUUAAAGACAUAAUUGAUGUAAAGGGUUUUGUGACGGGGUUUGGGAGUGUGGACUGGAAGAAGACUCAUGAGGUGGCGGCCAAGACUGCGGUGGUGGUGACGGCUCUCUUGAAAAGUGGGGCUACUUGUGUUGGAAAGACAAUCAUGGAUGAAUUUGGCUUUGGGAUAACAGGGGAAAAUUCUCAUUAUGGAACUCCAACUAAUCCAAACUUGCCAUCCCAUAUACCUGGGGGUUCAAGUAGUGGUUCAGCUGUUGCUGUUGCUGCCAAGCUUGUGGAUUUUGCUAUCGGUACUGAUACAAUUGGAUGUAUAAGAAUUCCAGCGUCAUGUUGUGGUAUACUUGGAUUUAGACCGUCGCACGGGAUUGUAUCUCUAGUUGGUGUUCUACCAAAUUCUCAAAGUUUAGACACUGUUGGGUGGUUUGCCCAUGACCCCUCUACGUUGCGUCAUGUUGGACAUGUUCUGCUUCAGUUAAAUCCAUUGGAAACUCGAAAGACAAGGCGCCUUUUGAUAGCUGAUGAUCUCUUUCAGCUUUCUAAAGUUCCCAAGUGGAAGACUAUAGAUGUUUUCAAGCGAGUCACAGGGAAAUUAUCUGGCUACCAAACAGCGAACCAUAUAAAAUUUGGGCAGUAUAUUUCUUCAAAUGUGCCCAGUUUAAAAGGAUUUCAUGAAGAAUUGAAAAACGAGACCUUGAUAUCUAAUGUGAAAGCUCUUGCUUCUGUCAUGUCUAUACUGCAGAGAUACGAGUUUAGGACAAAUCAUGAGGAAUGGUUUGUUUCAGUUAAACCCAGAUUGGGACCUCGUGUCUCUGAUGGUGUUCUAGCAGCAAUUAAUACUACACCUGAGAACAUCAAAAUUCUUUACAAAAUAAGGAGUGAAAUGCGAACUGCUCUUCAAGCUCUUUUGAAGGAUGACGGCAUAUUAGUAAUUCCAACAGUUGCAGACCCACCGUUGAAACUUAACAUAAAGAAAGGUGCAUUUUCUGAGUUCCUGGAUAGAACAUUUGCUUUAUCAAGCAUUGCGAGUAUGUCUGGCUGCUGUCAGGUCUCUGUUCCUUUUGGGGAGCAUGAUGAUUAUCCAGUAUCUGUGUCAUUUAUUGCAUCCCAUGGAGCAGACAAAUUUCUGCUUGAUACCAUUGUCGAUAUGUAUUCUUCUCUUCAAGAUGAAGUUAGUACUGUUUCAAAUUCUCCACCGCUGCCUGAUAUCAAUGGCAACAUGGAAACAUCUGAACUAUUGAAGGAAAAGGGAAAUGCGGCAUAUAAGGGAAAGCAGUGGAAUAAAGCUGUAAGCUACUACACCGAAGCAAUUGGGUUGAAUGAUAAAAUUGCUACUUACUAUUGCAAUAGGGCAGCUGCAUUUCUGGAAUUAGGAUGCUUUCAACAAGCUGAGGAGGACUGCACUAGCGCAAUAUCUCUUGAUAAGAAGAAUGUGAAGGCGUAUUUAAGACGAGGAACAGCUAGGGAAUCACUUCUUUGCUAUAAAGAAGCUCUUCUAGAUUUCAAGCAUGCUCUUGUACUGGAACCGCAAAAUAAGGCAGCUAAUCUGGCUGAAAAGAGGCUAAGGAAACUUAUUAGUUGAGGCCUCUCUUUGCAACUAUUGUUUUACAUCAUGGAGUCGCAGCGGAAUGGUUGGAUGACGAGUUAGCUGGUGAGGCUUCGACUCUUUCGUAGGCAAAUUGUUUCUCAGCAAAAUCGAUAGAAGUUAAGCAGUUGCCAGAUGAUGGCAUGAGGAAUGUUGUACAGAGAUUUUUUGUCUUUGUUGAUGGAAUAUGAUUACUUUGUAUAGUGGAUCUUCGUGGUGCAAAUGCAAAGUCAUUUCUCAA
Messenger RNA from Coffea eugenioides, 2156 nucleotides. RefSeq names its product outer envelope protein 64, mitochondrial. Gene Ontology annotation, molecular function: protein binding. The transcript has 13 exons. Bases 107 to 1912 code for a protein of 601 amino acids. NCBI's taxonomy places the organism in Eukaryota, Viridiplantae, Streptophyta, Magnoliopsida, Gentianales, Rubiaceae. The record is from RefSeq and is a predicted model, not a curated record.